Molecule: messenger RNA, 4240 nt
Organism: Astrephomene gubernaculifera
Lineage: Eukaryota; Viridiplantae; Chlorophyta; Chlorophyceae; Chlamydomonadales; Astrephomenaceae
Source: the annotation of a GenBank genome assembly
CCUACAGGUCAUACAGAAUAUGAAAGCCUACUGGUCAUACAGAAUAUGGAUAACCAUAAAGUCCCUCACACGGUGAAGGCCGCCCUAAAGGCGCUUUCAGACAUAGCCUAUAAAUUGCCGACGGGAGUCACCAUAAAUUGUCUUUUCAAUGGAGACCUGGGGAAUGCUAGAAAGCAGCUUGCGGAGAUUAGUGCAUAUAUGUGGUCACUGUCUACAGAGCGCAGGGCAUCCGCCUCCGCAGCCAUAGUAACAUUAACCGGAGUCCGUGCAUUCUUGUUAAGGCUUACGGCGGAGGCGGUGCGAAUACUGCCAACCACAGGUCGUUGCGAUGGCUUGGUGGACGAGCUUGUGGUGGAAGGCGCUGUGCUUGCCGGCAACCUGCUCAUGUUCAUGACGCACCUGGACCGGUACGUUCCAGAAGCAGAAACCCAUAAACUUCGAGGGCCGUUGGAUUUCGUGCGGAAGCUCUUCAGCAUGCAAACAGUGCAAGCUUGUAGCCGUCAGCUAGCUGCCACGGCCGAGUGGCUGCUUAACGUUCGCAAGGAGGGCGUUCAGCAGCAGCCACUGGAUACAGUGUUCAGCCAGGCGGUGUUGCCUGCCUUAACGCUGCUUGCUGGCAUGAUAGGCAUCUCCUACCGAAUGUUGUCUUGGGAAAGGGCUGCAGGCGUCGAACAGCAGCAACAGUAUUACAUCCGGCUCGGCUCUGUACUUAGGAACAGCUGCCCCAUGGAGCAUGCGGCGCGAGCCCUGCUUCUUUACCAUACAUUGGCUGCAGCUGAAGGCGGCCUAACCAAGAAAGCAGAAGAGGCAUCGUUCAUGUUCUUAACUGCUUUUGUCGAAGCAGACGGCUUUGUUGCGUUGUCUGCCGCAGCUGAGGGCUCUUGUGCUCAGCACGUGGCAGUGGCCCACGGCUUAACGCUCUUAUGCGAGGAUGAUGGUGGCCCCGCCUACGGCUUGCAGCCGGACCUGCUCGGGGUGCUGCCCAUUCUGACCGAGCCCUUAGGGGCCCUGGUGUCAACUCCCGCACCGGCUCCAGGCCAAGAGCCGCAGCUGGACCCGGUCUGCUUCAAGGCGAUGUUAGCCGCUUUGCGCAGGCAGUCAAAGCAGCCAUUGCACCGCAGGACACCCCACAUGCUGGCACUUCGCCUCCUGCGCCUUAUGCUGCGACGCGGCAACUUGCAGCCUGGUGGCUCAGCUGCCGCCGAGCUUGCUGCUGGUGCGGCGGCGGCUGCUCCACUUUCCAGCACUGCUGCAACUGACGUUGGCGCAUUGCCGGCACCGCUGGCUGCCCAUGCUGUGUCACGAACCAGCCGCCUAGUGCUGUGCCAGGAGAAUGUCUGGGAUAUUGCGGUUCAAGCUCUGGAGCUUGCCUGGGCAACAAUCCCCAGCAGAAGCGGGCAUGUGGGGGAGCUUAUGGCGGAGUUAUGGCGUUUGGCGAUGGAUACUGGUCGGCACGUCUGCCUGCAUGCUGAUCGAAACACCUGCUGCGGACUGGGGGAAGCGCUCCAAGAGGCGCUGAGCCCAAUAGAUCCACAUGGCGAGGCCUCAUCCAGCUGGGCGCCGUCACCGGUACCUCGCCCGUCUGUGGCCGCAGCAAUCGCAGCUGGCCUGCUGCCCUGGCUGGAGGGUCUGCAGCGGUUUCAAAUCACACGAGUUGGCCCGGAAUGCCGCGAGGGACAGGUCCUUAGUAGUUUCUUGGAUGGAACCCGCGACAGAGAAGUCGAGACCUGGCUCGCCCUCUUCACAUAUUCUGAACCGCGCCAGGCGGCAUCGUGGGUGGUGACACACGCCAAAUUGCUGCGGCUUGAGAAAGGGUAUCUGUCUACUUGCGCCAAGCGCCGCACGAGCGUCUUCCUCAAGCACAUGGAGGAGUUGGCGUCCGGGCCGCGGGCUGAAACCCUGGUGCCCGAGGGCGGCCCUGCUGGUGAUGACGUCGGGCAGCCAGCGGGGCUUCAGCAUCUGGGUCGGUUGGUUUCCUUUGCGGUCUGCGAGUGGCUGCCAACCGCCUCACUCGUCCUGCGGCAGCUGGCGUUGCAGUGUGCCAUCGCUGGGGCCCCUCAGGGGGCAGGCAUCAACAGGUAUUGGGACACGUACAUCGCUCCAUUGGCGCGCUGGUUAUCUGGGCUGGUGCUGUCCUGCAAGGGCCGCAGCGGCGAUGCAGACUGCGGGGGCAGCAGCAGCAGCGGCGGCGGCGGCUGGGUUCCCUUCCUGCUUCACGAGGUGGCGGUGGUGCCGCUGCUGGGCUCGCUGCUGCACCUCUGUCGCAGCGUUGAGUCGAACAAGGGGGCGGACCUGGCUGAACUCCUGGACUGCUGCGGCGUGGUGGCGAGUGCCUUUCCGCAGGAGGUGCAGGCGGCGGUGCGGGAAGCCGAGCAGGCAACCAUUGCGCCGCCGGUGUUCGCCUGGCCGCCAGCGCAGGUGCGCGGCUUGGCGCCGAAGCUGCGGGAGAGCGGGCGUGGGGAAGCGGCAGACGCCGCUUUGGCGCUGGCAGCCCGGCUGGAGGCCUGGGGUUCUGAAGAAGGUGCCGGGAGCAGUGCCUUGAGCUUCAGGUGUGUGCCGGAGCGGCUGCGGCAGCGGGCCAGUGAGCGGGGCAUGUCGGUGCCGGACGUGCUGGGGGUCAUGCGGCGGUUCCUGGUGCCGCCGGCGGAGGCACGCCGCCUGCUGCGCACCUGCAGCAACCCCGCCUGUGUCAACCUGAAGGGGGACAGCGAAGCGGAGCUGCCGCUGAAGGCGUGCGCGCGGUGUGGAGGGGCGUGGUACUGCUGCCGGGAGUGCCAGACGGCGCAUUGGCGGGCUCCAGGGGGGCAUAAGGAGGCGUGCGGGCGGCGGCAGGGGGCUGCUCAGGGUGCUGCACAGGGGUGAGGGAAGGCGGAUGAGCGGGGUUAGGAUAGCCGCCGCGUUGGGAAUGUUAACUUACAGCCAGCGGGCGUUAUGGGUGUGCACUGUUGGGAUUGGAGGCAUUUUAGGAUAACCACCAUUGUGAGUGGGCACUUGCUUGGGACUUGUGAUUGUGCAUAUAGGUCACCCUAGCAGGGCGGACGACGCUAUGCCCAGGUGUGUGUAGUUGAGUAGAACAAGAUCAAGCAGUUGGGAUAGGUUCGCAUGUGAACCGCGAGUACAGGCAGAACAGAGGGAAAACAGAUGCCCAGAUCUGUUUGUAUUGACUUCACCCUUGCAACGUCAGCCCUUGAUAUGCUUAGGUUGGCUGGAGGCAAUGUAUAUGUCGGCGGUCGUGUUAGUUCUAUUGCUAUGUUAGGAAUGUUACAGUUGCCGUCCCAACACUGGCAGUGUAGUUGGAGGAUGCCAUAACUUGGAGAUGAGUGAAACCCCUGACGCCCUGAGCCGUGUUGAUGACAGUUUGGAUGACAGUUUUUGUUGUAGCUACUGGCCACCUUGUGUGUUUCUUCCGUCCUGGGUUGUAGUACUGCUUGGCACGGCUAAGCCCCUGCGGCCUGUUGCUUGCCGCUGCUUCUAGGAGUUUGCCAUGUGCUGGGAACGGUGGUAUGGUAGGACGCAUGGCGCUGUCUGCCGUUGUCUGCCUUCUAUGUCUCGCCCCAUGCCCCAACCCCCCAGGCCGUUUCGGCACCCUUCAGAGUCCUCCUGCUGUCAGUUUGCUUUCUUCCGUGGCAUGCGGCUGCGGCUUUGUCGUUCACAUUGUUUUUGUGAUAAUGGACGUGGAGUUGCGAAUGCGGGGUGUUAAACCGAGCUCCGUGUGAAUCCCCACGCAGGGUCUCUUUGUGUGAAGCACUGUUAUCUGUCUUGCCGAUUGUCCUACCACCGUACUAGUUAGCUACGACUAACAGCUCAUUGGUCUGGCAUGGCGUUGCUGGCGAUAGCAAGGAAUAGCGCUGCAUAAUAGCUUAGAUGCGGAAGAGCACUUGAUUGGUUACUAUGGUCUUGGGUUGGUUACUACGGUCUUUGGAUGGAGUUCGGCCUGGUUCUUGGGGUGCUGCGGUAGGCGAUAAAGGCAGGCGUCAGGACGCAGCAGCAUUCGGCACUUGAACCUUGCAUUUGUCAUGCAGGGGCUUGUGGCCUGCAUGGGAGCUCACCCAUGCGCCAUUCCCGAGCUCGUCCGUUGGUCGGCGUCAUUCGUCUGCCUUGAUACGAGUAUGGGUGUUGUUGGAGGAAACUUGAUUACAGUGCUGGUUAGGAUCCUGGUGACCCCGAGCUUCCUCUACUGGUAGAGUUCUUACAGGAUCCGGUCAAGGUAACAAAGGCCUGUAACAGCCCAUGUGCUGCC